AUGGGCACAACUCCCCUCGCCAGUCUCCCUCGAGACUGCUGGCUGAAGAUAUUAGAGUAUCUGCCAAACCAAGAUUCGAACAACUUGUCAAAGGUUUCACACGACACUCGUGCCUCCACUGAGCCUUUCCUGUAUCGGUCAAUUCACUGGGACUGGCAGCAUCCCCCCAUUGAUAAAAUCCUGCUCCUCCUCCGGACUAUCUCCGAGCGGCCAGAGCUGGCUUCCUACAUCUGGCAUGUCAGUCUGGUAUGGUGGGACGUGGAGUCCCGGAGAACAGAGGUCACUGUCCCCGAAGGAAGGGCCGAAUGGAACAAGAUGAUGCUAGAAUAUAGGCACACUUUGAUUUGGGCCCGGAAGCUUGUUCGAGACGCGAACUUCCCGGCAAAUCGCGAUAUCAGAUGGCUCGGACGGCUUUUUGAUGGAGACGCCUACGCGUACGCCACAGUGCUGAUCUUGCAACUUCACAACCUUCGCAGCCUUCGACUAGACUUUUCAUUCGUGCUUGAAGAGGGCUUUCCCGGGGAAAUGUUGCAUCACUCUCUCUUCGGCGACGCACCCCUUGGCAUGUUAAGUCAAUUCUCAAAAUUGGAAAUGGUCGACUAUGGAAGCAACUUUCCUCCCACUGAAUUACGCGACAAUAUCAAACUGCCAAGAAGCUGUCAGUUCAUCCCUUGGUUCUACCUUCCUUCCUUGAAGGUUCUCGAGAUAUGGCUCCUUAGUGUGGAGGGUAUUUCUGUCCUCCCUGAGAAGACACCGAAAAUACCCUUGAAUUUGUCAAAAUUGCGCAGUCUUGUUAUUUCCAAAACAUCUCUUUUGCCUGAGGAAAUCGCUUCGCUGCUGUCUCAAGUGCCAUAUCUGGAGUCCUUACAUGUGGGUAUGGUCUACAAAUGCCGCGCAACAGCCGAAUUUCUCAAAGCACCCGAAUGCCUCCUUCGUUCCUUGGAAACUUCAAGUCAAACGAUCGAACAUCUCUCUAUCAGCUUAGAGCUUCUCCCAUGUUGUCUACAAGCCUUCACUCUGCGUGUGAGGAAUCAAGCUGGUAAGGCUUUUUGUGGCAUGUUGAUGAAGUUUCCCAAAUUAAAAACGGCAUCUCUACCGCUCAAAUUUCUCAUUGGCUGUGGUACCCCUUCCUGGGAACUUCGCGAUGUACUGCCAUCAACUCUCGAAGCCAUUCAUAUAAGCCAUGAUCUCUGGCCAGCCUUAGGCCUGACGGAAUUCGGAAUGCAAACACUCAAGGCAUUUGAGUUACUAAUGAGACACAAACAGGAUGGUUCUCAUCCUUACCUGAACACCUUCUCCUACCAGGGAAUGCUUCAGUUUGACAAUGAACUCAAUGCUGUGGGCUUCCUUUCCCGGAGCAACUACAUCUACUUGGUUAAGCAGGAAGCAAUGCAUCUAUUCUGCCGCAGGAAAAGGUACAAUCUAUUUUCUCAGUAUUCUGACUGCACACAUGGUUUCAUGUUGAGGGGUGUGAUCCUGGUAGACAACGUCGUCUACCGGCUCCCUUGGCCGUUCGUUGGGGUCGAUGAGCUCCCCACAAGCAUGCCUCAACAUUUGAGGAUUACUGCCCAAUCGAACGGGGCCAAUGUGUAG
Messenger RNA from Penicillium roqueforti, 1593 nucleotides. RefSeq names its product F-box protein. The coding region runs from base 1 to 1593 and encodes 530 amino acids. The record is from RefSeq and is a predicted model, not a curated record. Gene Ontology annotation, molecular function: protein binding. NCBI's taxonomy places the organism in Eukaryota, Fungi, Ascomycota, Eurotiomycetes, Eurotiales, Aspergillaceae. The transcript has a single exon.